Molecule: messenger RNA, 3359 nt
Organism: Ectocarpus siliculosus
Lineage: Eukaryota; Phaeophyceae; Ectocarpales; Ectocarpaceae
Source: the annotation of a GenBank genome assembly
AUGGAUCUGUCGCCUAGAGGGGAGGCAGCGCUUUCAACGGUUUCUUUUCCGGAGACACCGACACCUCCAACGGGCAUGGCAGCACCAGGCCGCACUCAUUCGUGCCACUCGAGGUUAGCCAACGCUGGCGUUGGGAGCGCCGGCAAGGCCUGCGGCGGCGGCGGCGGCGACGAGAGCACCAAGGCGAACAGCUCGGCGCGCAACAAGUGUCCCCUGUCUCCACCAAGGCCCCGGUUGAAAACAGCUUGCAAGCCCAGCCCGGCUAGAAGCGCGGCUGCUGUCAUCCUCGCAACCCUCCUCGGCGGGCAGCAGCAGCCGUCACCAGACGACGGCACGGCCUUGCCAUGCCUGCAGGCGGCGGUAGAAGACAUGGCCAACCCAACCUCUUCCGGCAACAGCAACGAAGGAACAAACGGGGCGGCGCUUGGCGCGCAGCCGCAGCAGCAGUGGACGGGUGGGCAGCAGCAGCCGGGGGCGGAGGGCGCGACACCGGCGGUUGUCGGCCGGGAGGGGGCCGGCGGUAACGCCGGCGGCGUGGAGGGGCUCCCGCGGGCGGCGGGUCAGCCGCAACGCCUGCAGUGGGGGGCGCGCGAGGACGCCUCCGUUGGUUCUCCGCAGAGGGAGUCGCCGCCGCCGUCUCUCGGAGGCGACAAGGGCGGGGAGGCCCGCCAACAAGGCGCCAACCACCACGGCGGUGGCGGAGGUGGAGGCGGCGGCAGCGGCGGCAGCGGCGGCGGAGGCAGGAGGCGGAGGCGGCGGCAGCAGGAGCGCCGCCGCUCGCCCCGCAAGCGGUCUUACGCCGACGGCGACCGGCGUUGCGGCGAUAGCAGCGGCGAAGGCCGGGCGCGGAGCCAGCUCUUCUGCGCCGGUGGGGGUGGAGGUAACAACAACAAUACCACCCCCAGGGGGAGGGACUCGGAAGCACCGCUCCCGCUCCCGCCACCGCCGCCGCCUCCCGCGGUGGCCGGGGCUUGGACUCCAUCGCCGAAGGGUGUCGCCGCCGGCAGCGGUAGCGUAAGGUCGAUGGCCGGCCCGGGAGGGAGCGGCAGCGGCGGCAACGGCCGGGGUGAGGCCGUGGUGACGCCGUCGGUGCCGGAGAGUGGCGGCGGCGGUGGCGGGCUGCUCUUCUGUAGGGAGGACCUUGGGGCGGCGGGAUCGGGGUUGGGGGACGACCUUGGGUACAGCAGCUACUGCCGGAAGGACAAGUCUCUCGGCCUUCUCUGCGGACGGUUUGUGGAGGUGUACGGGCACAGCCAGCACUUUCGUGACCGGGUUGCGGGAGGCGGCCCCGUUGCGGGAGGCGGCCCCGUUGCGGGAGGCGGCCCCGCUGCCGCCGCGGGCGGUAAGAAGGGUGACAAGGGGGAUGGCGAGGAGGGGAUGAUCGAGCUCGACAAGGCGGCGGCCGAGCUGGGCGUUGCGAGGCGCAGGAUCUACGACGUGAUCAACAUCUUGGAGAGCGUCUGUGUGGUCACCCGCGCGAGGAAGAACACCUACAGGUGGCACGGCAAGAAGAACUUGAUCCUGACCCUUCGACAGCUGCAGAGGACGGCCACCCACGUGUUCCCCGAAGAAGUGGCCAAGAACGGCAUGACCGAGUGCCUCAAGCAGGCCAAGCUCAUUGGCAACGCGGUUGGUUCUCUCGGAGGUCCCAGGGCUGACGGAACAAAGGAGAAGAGCCUAGGCGGUCUCUGCCGGCGGUUCGUGCAGCUCUUCCUCGUGGGCAACGACGUCGUCAGCGUCGGCGAAGCCGCAGAGAAACUCUCCGAGCCCAGCGACGUGGCUGGGUCAACCGUGGUGUUCAAAACCCGGGCGAGGAGGCUGUACGACAUCGCCAACGCUCUGGCUGCACUUGGCCUCGUGGAUAAGGUCCGUUCCAAAGACUCGUCCUCGAAGGGCAACGAUGUCGAGAACGCGGGGCUCGGCACCGCCGGCUGCGCCGGAGACGCCUGGGCCGAGAAUGAUCUCAACGACAUGGGGGGGGUGUGGACUCCCCUCGCUGCUGCCGUGGAGGGCUUUGAGACCGAGGUCGGGUCGGAGUCGAGACGAAGCAGACUAAGACGGCCUUCGUUCGAAGGCAUGAGCCCUCCGUCCACCCUCGCGUCCACGCGGUGGGUUUCUCCAUCCGACACGCCGUACGCCACGAACGCGGACGUUGCCACCAACGGAUGUAGCGGCGGCAACGCCGCCAAGGCGCCCACCCCUGCCGCCGCCGCCGCCGCCGCUGCUGACGGCCCUAAGGCCGCCGCCGCCGCCGCUCUUUCGUCGUCGUUUAUGGCGCCGGAGGGGCCGUCGGACGUCAUGUCGGACCAGGGAAGCCCCGUCGACCCGCGCCAGGUGAUGCGCGAGUUCCCGGACCCGGGCUCCUACGACGCCCCCUCCUCCUCCUCCUCCUCCUCCUCCUCUAACUCCGUCGAGCGGUGGGCGAGGAAACGCCGCAGGUCCGUUCCCCGGUACGACAACGACGACGACGCCUGGCUCGCCCACCAAGGGGACGGAGACGGAGGAGGGGGCGAGAAAAAGAAGGAGGACGACGCGUUCUCGACCGCGCAGCUCAAGGCGGCCAAGUCGGCUGCGGUAGCGGCCUCCAAGAUGGCAGAGGCGCGCGCCGCCGCCAUCACUACUACUACUACUACCCCCGGGCGGGCGGCGGCUGCGCCGCCGCCUCCGCCGCCGCCGUCGUCCGGCGGUGGCGGAGGCGGCCGCAAGAGGGCCAGGAACCGUUCGGUGGGUGUUGCGGUGGCCGGGACGACGAUGACGACUAACGCGGGGUCUUGCCGGGGAGGGGUGUCGACCCCUAACACACGCCCGGGCGCCUCCGCCGCGGCGUCGUCGUCGUCGUCGGGUAGCAGAGGCGGUGUUGUUGCGCGGGCGUUGAAUGCCGCCCCCCCAUCCCGCGCGCGCAACAACGAUGCCGUCGGGCGGAAGCAGGGGGGGGCACGCGGCGGCGGCAAGGCCGGCGGCGGCAAGGCCGGCGGUGAGGGGGCUAUGAUGGACGGCGAUGCCCAGGGGGGCGCGGUGCGGUGGUUCUCUCUAGGCGGGGGGGGCGCGGCCGUCGCGGUGACUCCGGAGGAGAGCCCCCUCGCUCCUCCGCCCGACCCCUCCUCCAUGAAGGAGUGUCUGGAUGAGUACAUGGAGACCUACACGGAGCAGUGGAACAGCUGGCGAGAUGGCGGGACGGGCGACUUCCGCCCGCCCGCCUUCCUGUCGCCUGGGCUCGGAGCCGCCUUCGGCAGCAGCCCGACCAGCCCCACGUUCUUCGCGAGCCCCCCCCCCCUGCCGCCGGUGGCGAGUAGUAGCGCCUUCAGCAGGAGUUCCCAGGACUGGGGCAGUGACGAGGCGGGGGCGGAUGGGUCCCCCGC